This is a messenger RNA of Vanrija pseudolonga, 1755 nucleotides long. It is a transcript of the gene FTB, whose product is annotated as Protein farnesyltransferase subunit beta. The record is from RefSeq and is a predicted model, not a curated record. The transcript is spliced from 4 exons. Gene Ontology annotation, cellular component: protein farnesyltransferase complex. Gene Ontology annotation, molecular function: protein farnesyltransferase activity. Gene Ontology annotation, biological process: protein farnesylation. Lineage: Eukaryota; Fungi; Basidiomycota; Tremellomycetes; Trichosporonales; Trichosporonaceae. The coding region runs from base 164 to 1738 and encodes 524 amino acids.
GCGACACUUGCGAGACCACUGGCAACCCAGCAAGCAGCUCAACUACACACACACACCACAUUGAGCAACUAUCAGCUCAUACACGCCCCAAGGCAUUAAACAAUAGAGGACACAGCAUCCCCCUCCCUCCAUCUCCCAACACACCUCGCCACCAACUCACCUCAUGGCAACAGCAACCUACCACCCCUCCGUCUUCUCGUUCCCCCCGGGGGGCGCGUUCCCCUCGGACGGGGUAUACACCCCCACGCUAGAGGACCAGCGGGACACGGAGGAGGUCAUUGCCGACCUCUUGCGCGAGAUCUCGCCCGCAAAGGUCGCGAGCGAGCCGGCUACGCAUGACGGCACGACGGCGCUGCGUAAGAACGAGACGGCCCAGUUCAUGGGGCAGCACCUCUUCCAGUGCCCUCCGUCGUACACGGCGCUGGACGCGAGCAAGCCGUGGCUCAUGUUCUGGAUCCUGCACUCGCUGGACCUGCUUGGCAUUGCGCUGGACGACGCCACGAAGAAGAGAGCCGUCACGACGCUCCUCUCGUUCAAGCUUCCAAGCGGCGGCUUUGCAGGCGGCGCAGCCAACACCCAGAUCGCCCACCUCCUCCCGACGUACGCGGCUGUUAUUGCUCUCGCAAUCUCUGGAAACGCGACCGAGGGUUUCGGCUGGGAACAGCUCGCGGCGUCCAGGCAGAACAUUUACGACUUCUUCAUGAGGAUGAAGCGGCCCGAAGGAGGCUUUUCCGUGUGUGACGGCGGUGAAACGGACGUCCGUGGCACGUACUGCCUCCUCGUCGUCGCCACGGUUCUGGACAUCCUCACCCCCGAGCUCCUGCACAACAUUGACAAGCACCUCGUCGGGUGCCAGACCUAUGAGGGUGGCUUUGCGUCUGACAUGUGGACGUUUGGAGGGGCCACUAAUGGCCCGUCGGCGUCGUUUGCCGAGGCGCACGGCGGAUACACCUCCUGUGCGCUCCUCGCACACUUCCUCCUCACCUCUAUCCAGCCGCCCUCUGAGCCUCUGCCGUCGCUUGCGCCGGGCUUCCCCGCAGCGAUCGACGUCGACUCUGCUGUGCGUUGGUCCGCGCUUAUGCAGGGCAACUCCUACGAGCUCGGCGGGUUCCGUGGCCGCAGCAACAAGCUCGUGGACGGAUGCUACUCGUGGUGGGUGGGUGGCGGGUUCCCUGUGCUCGAGGAGCUCGUUCGCAAGGGCAACGAGAGCAAGAGCGAGGGGGAAAGCGACGCCAAGGUCACCGUUCUGGACGGUGACGACGGGGACUGGGUCGAUGUGGCCGGCUCUCAGGGGCUGUUCAACCGCGUGGCACUGCAAGAGUAUGUCCUGCUCGCGGGACAGAAUGAAGCUGGCAAGGGCGGUGGACUCCGCGACAAGCCAGGCAAGCGGCCCGACCUGUACCACACGGCCAACGAUCUGUCCGGGCUGUCGAUCGCCCAGCACCACGUCAAGCACUCGCCCGUGCUGGUGGAGAAGAACCGCGGCCUGUUUGACGCGUCCAAGGGCUUCCCGCCCGUCAAGCCGACCAAGCCUGAAGGCGGGUGGAAGAGCGAGGCCGAGCGGCAGCGCGCGAGGCGAGAAGUGUUUGCCAACGCGCUGGGCUGGACCGAGGAGAAGGGCGAGUUGAUUGUGGUUGGUGGGGACGCGUCGCGUGUGAACACGACCACGCCAGUGUUCAACGCCCUGGGUCUCCGCAUGCGCCUGUUUAUCAACUACUUUUACCAGCAGCAGGCGUAAGAGCUUUCCAGGUGUCG